AUGGCGUCCUGGCUCAAGGUCGCCGAAGACUUGCUCGAAGUCGUCGACCGGAGGGCCAAGAUCGUGGCAACAGAACUGUCGGAUGAACAGUCUACCUCUCAGCCUUCAGGACCAAACAACCAAGAAGUGCAAGCAAAGAAGGGAAAGCCGAGGGAGAAGGGUCCAUUGAAGCUCACUAAUGCCGGUGGUGGUAACAAGACAUCUGCUCAGAAGGAAAGGAGGAGUAGGCAACCGCCGCGAGAGCGGAUGAAGAUUGAGAAGAUCAGGCCUUCGCCGCCAGCAGAUUCAUCAAGUGUUGAUACCAGUGCUAGUGAACCAGAAGUCGCUCCGAUCGAUGUUAAGGAAGUGGAUAAUGAGGGUACGUUGGAGAAAGGGGAGAAAGCUACUGAUGAUCUUAAGACUGAUGAGUCUGGGACGGUUGUUGAUGCCACCGUUGAAGUUCAACUGAUGGAGAAAAACUCUGACAAUGCAGCUCCCACUGUGGAUGGUGUUACACAUUCCAAUUCAGAGGUUGCUGUUGAAAGCUAUUCUUCAGUUCCAGAUGAAAAAAGUGAGUUGAGCAGUACUAACCAGACUGCUGAGAUUGGUCCAGUGAUUAAUUUGGAGGAGAGAGACUCUGCUGUGGCUAUUAUCCAGGACAGAAAUGUGUCUGAAUUGCCAAAUACAGAGGUUGCUGGCAAACUGCAAGAAUCAAAGAAAGAGAAUGUUUCAGAUUCACCAGAAAGCAUAGAAGAUCGACAUGAACAGAAAUCAGAUUCAGUUUCUGUGAAAGAACAAGACCAACUUGAUGAGGCUCAGGGAUUGUUAAAAAGUGCUGUCAAGACUGGCCAAUCAAAAGAAGCUAGGUUAGCUCGGGUUUGUGCUGGACUUUCGUCCCGCCUCCAAGAGUAUAAGUCUGAAAAUGCACAGCUGGAGGAACUUCUUGUUCAAGAGAGAGAGAAAUCUACCUCGUACGAGACUCAUAUAAAGCAACUACAGCAAGAACUAUCAAUGUCCAGAGUAGAAGGUUCAAGAGCCGAAUCAAAUAUGGUUGAUGCUUUGACUGCAAAAAAUGCAGAGAUUGAAUCUCUUGUUAAAUCAUUGGACUCUUGGAAGAAAAGAGCAGCAGCUUCAGAAGAUAAGCUUGCUUCUUUAGAGGAAGAUAUGGAUGGUCUCAAGAGGAACCGUGAACUUACUGAAACCAGGGUUAUCCAGGCUUUACGGGAGGAACUUGCUACCGCAGAGCGUAGGGCUGAAGAAGAGCGCAUUUCUCAUAAUGCCACAAAGAUGGCAGCUGUUGAGAGAGAAGUAGAACUAGAACAUCGGGCUGUUGAGGCAUCAAAUGCUCUAGCUAGAAUCCAGAGAGCUGCUGAUCAAAGCUCAUCAAGAGCGCUGGAAUUGGAGCACAAGGUGGCUGUGCUUGAGGUUGAAUGUGCUUCAUUGCAACAAGAACUACAGGAGAUGGAGGCUCGUAAUCGCCGCACACAGAAAAAGCCUUCCGAAGAAGCUAAUCAAGUUCUUCAGAUGCAGGCUUGGCAGGAAGAAGUUGAGCGUGCACGCCAAAGCCAACGAGAGGCAGAGGCAAAGAUAUCGUCCUUGGAGGCUGAGUUACAGAAAAUGAGAGUUGAAAUGGCUGGAAUGAGAAGAGAUGCAGAACAUUAUUCUAGACAGGAGCAUGUUGAGCUUGAGAAGAGAUACCGUGAGCUAACUGACUUGCUGUACCACAAGCAAACACAAUUGGAAUCCAUGGCCAGCGAAAAGGCCGCAUUGGAGUUCCAACUGGAGAAAUCAUUGAAACAAUUUCAUGAAGUGCAGAUCGAAGCAGAAAGGAGUAAAGCUACUCGCAGAUCAGCAUCUUCGUGGGAAGAAGAUUCUGAUAUCAAGGCAUUAGAGCCUCUUCCUCUACAUCACCGACACAUGGCAACAGCAAAUCAGCAGUUACAAAAGGCUGCGAAGCUUUUAGAUACAGGAGCUGUGCGUGCAACAAGAUUUUUGUGGCGACAUCCCGUUGCACGAGUCAGCCUGCUAUUCUAUCUGGUGUUCGUGCAUUUGUUCUUGAUGCACUUGUUACACCGCCUUCAGGACUUUGCAUCCAGAGAAGGAUCAGCCAUGGGGGAUCUGGCCAGCGCAAACCUGCCAUAG
This is a messenger RNA of Miscanthus lutarioriparius, 2121 nucleotides long. Lineage: Eukaryota; Viridiplantae; Streptophyta; Magnoliopsida; Poales; Poaceae. The record is from the annotation of a GenBank genome assembly.